ACUAGUUAAACUAUUGGUAUAACUCACACAAUUCUUUUUUUUGUUUACAUUCUAGGAUUAACGAUUAUAAAAUUUUGGAAGACAGGUGACAGGAAGUAAGUAACAACUUAUUGCAUCCAAGAGUGAGACUGAAGUUCAACGAUAACCAACCAUGGUUUUAGUUCCUAAUGCCGUCUAUGGACAGCACAAUUUACAUGAAUCAGUAAAUACAGUUAACAAUGGUGUCCGUAGGAUAAACCUGUUAUCGUUUCAGCAAGCGAAAUUUAGGCAUUCCACCCAGGAAUCGCGUCCUUCAUAUUCCACAAAAUCGUUAGAACAUCAAAACCAGCAUAGACGGCGACCAACUCAUUCUUCACGGCAAGUAGGGUCUCGAAAACGCAAUCGUUAUUUGAAUGACUUUCAUCUUUUUAGUCAAAUUCCUGAAGAACAACAAGAAAGUAUAUACCAGGAAUACUGCUCAUCUAGACCAGUAUUUGGGUUUUCAAACGUACAUCAAGCAUUUUAUGAUAAUUAUAUCGAGGAUCCAUUACUAGACAUCUCUUCACAAAUGAAGCAUAAUGAGCAAGAUUUUCAUUAUUAUACGAUUGCUAGUAAGGUCCGCCAUGAAGUGAAACGUAGCAAUGCCUCGCAGUUGGUUAUAUUGCUCGAUAGUUAUCUUUAUAAUAUCGUUCAUGAAAAGUUAGCCUCGUGGAGUCAACAGCCAGACGAAAUAUACCAAUACGUUUCAGACAGUUUUUUCGUUACUGCCUCCCUUGACUCUAGGUCUAUUGAUGAAAAUAUUCAGUGUCAACGUCGACACCACUACGUCCGUUUGGAUGUUGAAUGUCCAAAGAAUAUCAAUGCUUCUACUUUUGCGAGGUAUUGGAUUCAUUUAAUUUGUGCUUAUUACAAUAUCAAUUCUACUUCUAUGUCAAGCCUGACGGGAAGGUUUAUCCUAAUGCAAGUACCAAAAGUGAACAAAAACCCGCCGGAGCAAUUGACUCGUCUGUUACUAUUGUAAAUAAUUACAUAUUUGUGAAUGGUGAAACUGUUUCCGUUAUUUAUCUUCUAUACCAAAUAAAUCUUAUAAAUUCCUGAUUUAUCCAAAUGUUGAAUUGAAGUACUGAUGGCUGCUUACGAAAUAAAAGAUAAAGAAUUAUGACAUUUCAUUAAACAAUUUUUUAUGAGAAUUACUAUUCUUAAAAUUUAUUCUGAAAAUCCCCAAUGGAAAAUAUUUUUUUCUGACUGGAGAGAAUGAAGGAUCAGUAUGAAAUGUUGGGUUUUGAGGUUUAUUUGGUGUUUAUUUCAAAGAUGUCAAACAAAUCGCUCAUACUCUCAUGUUUACUCGGAAGACUCGUUGAGCUUGUUUGUCUUGAAACACUUGAUGCGAAAGGAGAAUUUCUAUCCAAAGAUGCUUGCGCUUUUGCAGAAUAAGCACUUCCGUUUCUAACAGGGGAGGUUCUUUGUGAGGCCGCCGUAACAAUGGGCAAGCUUUCUGAUGAUCGAACUCCAAGCGGAUUUUUUGAGUAACUUAGGCGAAUUCCACCUUUAGGGCUAUUUUUUAGGAUAGCUCCUUGAAGUUUGUUUAAUGCUUUUGUAGCAUAAGAGAUCUCUUCAAACUCUACGAAGCACAUUGGGUUAUUACCCUUUACUUUGAAAGAAAGUCUGCGAUACCCUGGCUGUGUUGAGAAAAGCUUCCGCAACUCCUUUUCCUGGUCAUAAGCAGAAAUAUUUCCGACAUAGAUGGUAUUACAGGGAGUGUUAUGAUCCGUGUGAGCAUUUGCUUCUAAGGCAUCGGAGUCAAAUUCUACUUUAGGUGUAUCAGCCUGAAAGCACGAUAGCAAGUUGCUUUCAGUAAUUUGAGGAUUUGGAAUUGGCCGCUUUCUAAGGGACGGUCUUGACUUAACAACGUUUAAAUCUGGCAAAGGUUUCCAUUUUGGAGGACGAUGAGAUUCAUGUUCGUAGGGUGCUACGCCGUUAAGGGGUAUGGCUCGAGGCCGAAUUGCUGGCAGCUCUUUGACAGGACUCAAUCGUUCCAUCCUUAAGGCCUCUUCAAACGGGUUUGAGCGAUCAAGCCCUUGAAAAGAUGAAAAAGAAUUCUCUUUUUGAUAUGGAGGUUUUUCAGUGGCAUGGUAUCUGGCUUUCGGAGAGAUAGAUUGCGGUAGAGGUAAACGUUCAUCCUCAAUCGUAGGUGCAAGACUGCCAAAGAUAUCAUACGCGGGAUUAGCUUCGCUAAUAUCUGAUAGUGUUGUCGGUAGCUUUGUAAUUUUCUUGGAAGCAGUGGUUGAAAGUAGAGGGUUGGCCGUGGUAUUAUUAUACCCAUUCUUAGCAGUUUGAGGCCCAUACCAAGUCUUAUCUCCUAUCCCUCCAUUCUGAAAAGGUUGCUGGUUUUUCCAAGUUAAUGGAGAAGGACUCCUAAUAGAUGUUCUUGGUUGGCUCAUAUAAUCGGUUUUUGAACCUUUCAAAGGCUCGCAAGACUGUAAGCCAUCAAGAUUUGGGAAAGAAGAGGACAUCUUGCUUUCGGAAAUUGAAUCAAGGUACUGGGAGUUUUCCAUAUUUGGAGAAGGACGUAUAUUUCCUAAUAAAGGGUCGAGCUUCUUGUUGAUUGGCAUUGAACCUGGAUUGAACGAAGGAGUUGCUCGUUGUUGCAAAUUAUCAGUGAUUGGGAGGUUUCCCUGAACGAUUGUAAAUGUGUUGGUUGGCGAGUUCAUUAGCAUUUGCUUAGCUUUGGUAGCUGCACUCGGGUUAUUGAAGGUAACUAUUCCUUUACGACGACCAGAAUCUAUUACAACCUUUGAUUGAACAUAACCUUCACAAAACGUAAAGAUCCCACUGAACUCUCGGUUGUCAAUAUCAUCAGGAAGACCAUCGAGGACAUGGAGCGUGCAAGAGUUAAAGCUUUCAGGAGUAAAGUCAGUGAAUGAAUUUGAACCACUGCUGCUCUUCGAUUGUAAAGAUCUGUCUGUAUCAUCAAAUAUAUGUUCAGGAACCAAACUUGGGGUUCUUGACCGAAGAGAAAGGUUUAAUCCUCCAUUUUGUAGGUCAAAGGAGGUAAGCGAGUUUAGAGUAUUCACAGAUGAACGACCAUCCGAAACACUGCAACUAUUGCCACGGAACUUUGGAGGGGAAUUACCUAUUCCUUCUAAGCUAGGGGAAGAAUCAUAAGUCGGAUUCCAGAGAGAAGGACGAGAUUGCACUGGACGAUUGGCUGGGAAGCUUGAAGCAUCCACCACUCCUGAAGCUGCACUGGAAGCAUUUGUGGCAGACAAGGAAGGCAAUUUCGUGGGGCUCGUUCCUAUAGGAUUCAUGUUUGACAGAUAAGGAGGAGCCGCAGAUUUUGCAGGUUGGGCGUAAGGAGCAUAGAGAUAAUUCAACGGAUGGGAUACACCAUUUGACAUUCCUGAUAACAAGGGAUUGAGCAAGCUACCAGAACUUCCAUCAAGCGUAUGACUUGUCUGCGGUUGUUCAGACCCGUUGUUCCAAGGAUUAGAAGAAAGACUAGAGACAGACAUUCGUCCGCUAAUAUCUUCAGGUUUAGCAGGUUUCUGAUGAUUGUUGAGUGUAGACAGUUGACUCAUUGUGAAAGAUGAGAUCGCCUUGUUGACUCAAAUAAAAAAACCUACGGAUUGGAUAAAAGUUUAUUAAUAGGAAACGAAGGCUAGAACCCCUCUGUAGAAUGAAAAUGGAUAAGAGCUGGAUGAAUGAUUGCUGGUGAAAACUGUUAACUUGAAAAUAUACCCGAUGACAAGUAGGAAACAAAUAUGUAUGGGUAAAAGCGAGUUCGUAAAGACUUUUCAGAAUAUGAGGUUUUCAAUGUCUUAAAAAGAAUGGCUUGAUCCGAUUUACCUUCUGCUUGUUUGUUUGUUUAUUUGUACACAAACUCUAAAGGAUUGAGGUAAACAAUAAAGAGAAGAGGUAAAUAAUUAGGAAAAAUAUUUAACUGAAAUUGCAAUCAAAAAAGAAAGGCUAUCGAAAGGAAAGAAGAGAACCAAAAAGAAGCUGCAACAAUGGGAGAAACAACAAACUAAAAUCCGAAAUCGAUACUUUUUCUGGAACUAAAGGAAUUGCAGAAAGAGAAUAAUGGGGAUAGAAAGAAGAGUUUGGGAAAACGAAAAGAAUAUGGGGAUUCCACGAAUAUAGAAAAUUAAUUAUUAAAUGAAUGAGUGGAACUUCGGUAUCUGACUGAAGUAUAUGCUCACGCAAAAAGUCCAAUUCAAUAACAAACACUGUAUAAGUAGAGUGUUUGUUUAUGGGGAAACAAAAAAGGGGAAACUUCUAACCAAAACGAAACACAAAAUGUGAUAGAUUAUAUAAAUUUUCAGGCAAAGGAGAGUCAAGGCAAAUGUUAUGUGAAUGGUAAUGGGGACUGAUACAAAAAGGAAAGGAAGGAUUGAUUACCAGGAAUAUAUAAACGAACAAGGACGAUGCGAGCGAUGUACACUAGUCCGCAAAGAACAGGUUAAUGCAAAAAGGGGGGGUUGAUUGUUUCGAUAAAUGAGUAAUCACUAAGCAAAGGCUAGUAAAAAAAUUGGUGGAUCUAUGUCGAGAUAUAGAUUUGAAUACCAGACUUCUCCUUGCUAGAGGUAGAGGUAGGUAGGCUUUAUAUACUUUUCCUCCUACAACCCCGCUUAUCAAUUCCUAAAAGACUGCGAAACGAAAGCAUUACAAAAUCUCAAGCCAAAUUAAAGCCCAAAAGAGCUAGAUUGGUUCUACCGGUUGAGUAAUUGUGUUGUAAGCAUCACUCCAAGACAGCUCACUCAGAUUCUCCUUUGAAAACUGAGAAAGGGUAAGGGUUAUCUGGAUAAAACGUUUUGGAACCAGUUUUUGAGGCUGGAAGAAUCUUUUCUGACACGUUCUCAUUUGAUUUUGGUAUUUCUCCUUUCUCAUCCUUCGCGACGUAAACAAACAGCCUUUAUACAGUGACGCACGAAGUGCAUUUUUAUCCCUUCGUACCUUAACUCAGCGUUUCCUCCUUCUCUAAAUCCCCAGAUUGGCAUGCCUGACCCUUUCUCUCUAAAUUAGUCUAAGCUUUAUUGGAAAUGCUUGACAUCAUAUUUUGUGACAUCACGAAGCAUGCUGUCAUUGAUUGGUUCUUUUUUAUAGCGUCAUAAACUUUAUUUGCCGAGGCUGCUUUAUGGCUUAUUUGCUUUAGACUUUAAGCUCGUUAUGGCUCCGCCGUAUAUUCAAUAAUGACAUACAGUAUACUUCAUUAUCUGUUGAUAGAAAUAGAUACAGCAUUCCACAGGAAUUAUUAAAUAAACAAUAGAGGUAAAAAACUCGGUCAAAAAACUGACAAAGUU
Molecule: messenger RNA, 5279 nt
Organism: Schizosaccharomyces cryophilus OY26
Lineage: Eukaryota; Fungi; Ascomycota; Schizosaccharomycetes; Schizosaccharomycetales; Schizosaccharomycetaceae
Exons: 2
Coding region: 152-1000 (282 amino acids)
Source: RefSeq, a predicted model, not a curated record